AUGUCAACUUCUCAUAAUAUUAAUCUUGUUAACGCAGCCUUUACAGCUGUAAUGGGAACACAUAAUUUUGUAUCUGAAAAAAAAUUUCUCAAUAGACAAGCUCGUGGAGAAAUAAAUGGCACGACAUAUGAACAAGUUGACCUACAAUCAUUUCAUCAAAUCAAUCUUGUUGGUGGUAAUCUGAACGUUGCAGUUAAUAAAAGACAGAUUGACUUGCAUUCACCUCAUCAACUCGAAACUACGCACAGUAUUUCUAACUCGCGAAAUUUCGGUGGACUAAUGUUUGUUAAAAUGAUCACUGGUAAAACUAUAACACUUGAAUGUAAAGGGAGUGACACUAUUGAUACCGUUAAACAGAAAAUUCAAGACAAAGAAGGUAUUUCACCAGAUCAACAACGUUUAAUUUUUGCCGGUAUGCAAUUGGAAGAUAACAAAUCACUUUCUGACUACUGUAUUAGAAAAGAAAGCACGUUGCACAUGGUUUUAUGUCUUCGUGGCGGUUGUUCUGUAAUUUGUUAUUUAAGUGUGAGUGCUUUGAAUCCACGCUAUGAUUAUGAUUUUACAAAUAUUAAAGAUGUUGGAAAGACAUUUAUGCGAGGAUUAAUACAGUAUAAAAGACCAUGUGGAUGGAAGCGUAUCGCUUUAAAGGUUACCGGAAAAUAUGAUAAUGGUAAUAAUAAAUGGCUUGGUACCGAUAAAAAGGCAUGGCCAGUGUCGUAUCAUGGUACUGCUAAACAUAAUGCAAGAUCAAUUGCUGAAGAUGGUUACGAUUUGAGCAAAGGAAAACGUUUUGCUUAUGGACGUGGCAUUUAUUCAACACCAGACAUACACAUAGCUGAACGAUAUGCUAAGCAGUUUGUAUUUGAAGGAAAUACAUAUGUGAUGGUAUUUCAAAAUCGUGUAAAUCCUGCUAGUUUGCAAAGGUUUCCUGUUAGAAAUGGCGAGUAUUGGGUUUCUGAAAAAGGUGAAGAUGUCAGGCCAUAUGGUAUUUGUAUUAAGAGGAAGUAA
This is a messenger RNA of Dentiscutata heterogama, 1008 nucleotides long. The record is from the annotation of a GenBank genome assembly. NCBI's taxonomy places the organism in Eukaryota, Fungi, Glomeromycota, Glomeromycetes, Diversisporales, Gigasporaceae.